CUUUUGUUGCACUGACGCAACAAAGUCAUCCAACCUGUUUCUUGAGAAGUGCAAAUCUCGCGAGGCAUUCACGCUGUGCACGUGUAGAUACCCUUGAUUCAUGCUUGGGCUAUUACGAUCCACAAGUGCCAAAGCAUGACGCUCGACCGUGCUUUUAUUCGGCUCGAAAAGGUCUUUUCACCGGGACAAGCGUAUGUGGCGUUGUCGAGAUGUCGCACACUUGAGGGACUACAGAUUGCAGUGCUCAAGCCAGAGUUCAUUCGAGCAGAUCCAAAAGUAGUCAAGUUGUACGACCAGAUCGACAGGCAACCUAAUCAUGUUGCAGCGGCACCACAAAUGAGCAUGGAUCAAGGAGUGGCAGGUCAGCCGCGCAGAAGAACUGCGUGGCGUGAAACGCUGUUCCUCAGAAGCGGCAACUGGAACUUAUCGUGCUCAGUGAUUGAGAUGAUGGAGUCUUAGUGAUCGCUUGUAUUAAAACGAGGAUAUUAGUCAAGCUUACUCAACCAAGCAAAAAUGGAAGGCCUGCACAUAAUGAAGACUCAGGCUCAGUCCAACAUGUGAAGAAGAUUUGCUCUCAGUGGAGACAGU
This is a messenger RNA of Protomyces lactucae-debilis, 588 nucleotides long. RefSeq lists its product as uncharacterized. The transcript has a single exon. NCBI's taxonomy places the organism in Eukaryota, Fungi, Ascomycota, Taphrinomycetes, Taphrinales, Protomycetaceae. Bases 136 to 459 code for a protein of 107 amino acids. The record is from RefSeq and is a predicted model, not a curated record.